Parnassius apollo (apollo) is the source of this 1248-nucleotide messenger RNA. The record is from the annotation of a GenBank genome assembly. Lineage: Eukaryota; Metazoa; Arthropoda; Insecta; Lepidoptera; Papilionidae.
AUGAUUUUGGAUAUGUUAAAGGCUAUCGAUAAGCGAAGUACACCGGCUGAAAAAGAAGUACAAAAGCUCUCUUUACAAUUACAACAGACUCAAGAAAGCUUCAAAACUAAAGUUACAGAGUGCGCGUUGCUUCGAACCGAUCUUCUCAAGAAAAAAGAAGAAUUGGAAAAAGAGCGUUGUCAGCAUCGUGAAGCACAGAAUAAGUUGCGGGAGUUAGAAAUGAAGUUUGAGGGCCUGACGACGCACACAAAUAUGUUAUUAGGUACAAAAGAGCAAGCACUUGAGCAAGAAGUGAACGUCAGAACACUCAAACAGUGCUAUAGAGAAGCUAGGGAAGAAAUCGAUGAACUAAGAACUUUGAUGAAAGAGCAGAAUGACCAGCUUCAAGACUACAGAGUUAAAUAUCUUCAAGCACAACAACUAGUAGAAGAACAAAAGCGUCAAAUGGACAUGAUGGACAUGGACAAUACAAGGAUAAGUGAACAGAUAAACCUAGAGAUACAGAAAGUGAAGAUAAAGUUCCAAGAAAAACUACAAGAGUUAGCACCAAUUCCAGAUUUAUUAAAGGCGACUCAGAUGAGGUUAAAAGACGCGCAGCAGUCGCAAGCAAUAGCCGAGCACAACGCGGAACAGUUAGCUAGGGAACUUAAUUGCGCUAGAGAAAAGGUUCAUGUACUUUUGCAUAAUACUAUAAAACCGCCGGAGAAACCUCCAGAGAGGACUGCAGAUGAGAAACAAAUGGCGCUGCUGAACCAAAGAAUCUCACAACUAACAGAAACGAAUAUGAGCCUUAAGAAUGAAAUUGAGAGACUGAAAGCAAAUGUAAUACGCAUGGAAGAGGCCGUACUAGCUAACGAAAAACGGUUACAAGAAAAAAUGCACGAGUGCGCACAGCUCGGUGGCGAGUUGGAUAGAGCCCGCGAUGAGGCUGCGAGAGCACUACAGCGUGCUAAUGAACGUACAGAGACUAUACGCAAGUGUAUGCAGACUACGAUUGCUGAAUUGGAAAGACAGCUUGCAGCCUCUAGGGCACAAGUUACGAACGCUGAAAAAGAACGCGAAGAAAUACAAUGCCGCAUGCAGUGUCAAAUAAAGCGUCUGAAUGAUAAUUUCGAACAGGCUCAAUUAAGAAUUCUAGGGCUUCAAAGUCAAGUGCAAACAUUAAGACGGACUGUCUCAAGCACAGAUGGUGAAGGCGACGGCGACAUACAAGAAUGUGCUUGCAAGAGUUUCUUUGAAAACCCUUAG